This is a messenger RNA of Tripterygium wilfordii, 555 nucleotides long. Its product is annotated as NADH dehydrogenase [ubiquinone] 1 alpha subcomplex subunit 1-like. NCBI's taxonomy places the organism in Eukaryota, Viridiplantae, Streptophyta, Magnoliopsida, Celastrales, Celastraceae. Bases 60 to 257 code for a protein of 65 amino acids. The record is from RefSeq and is a predicted model, not a curated record. The transcript has 3 exons.
AGUGAAUAGAGGCCGAAGGGAGGGGAAAUUGAAGGAGUUGAAUUGGAGAGAAAGGAAACAUGUCUUUGGUAUGGUUGGAAGCAGCGCUGCCGCUGGGAAUCAUAGCCGGAAUGCUCUGUGUGAUGGGAAACGCUCAGUACUACAUACACAAAGCGUAUCAUGGUCGCCCGAAGCACAUCGGCAAUGAUUUGUGGGAUGUGGCCAUGGAAAGAAGGGACAAGAAGCUCGUGGAACAAGCAUCGGGUGCUUCUAAUUAGGUGCACUUGACAUACUCCUUUUAGGCGUUCUAUGCAGGAAGCUUUUCUGAGGGAGUUCCCUGAGGAAUAAAAGUGCUCUUCUGAUCAUCCAGCUAUGCUUAAAAAGUCCGAGGAGCAACAUUAAUUUGCAAUUUUUUGCCUUCUCUUUCUUUGGCCUGCAUAAACUCUAUAACUUUCUGCUGACAAUCUUGUUCAGUAGACUUUUGGCAUUUCAUUGUUUCUGUUAAGAACCAUGAAGCUAUAUUGUUGUGCAUGGAAGUACUAAUGGUGGUGUUAAAAUAUGAAGGCCCUUGUAUUA